Austrofundulus limnaeus is the source of this 2724-nucleotide messenger RNA. It is a transcript of the gene adra1aa, whose product is annotated as adrenoceptor alpha 1Aa. Gene Ontology annotation, cellular component: plasma membrane. The transcript is spliced from 3 exons. Gene Ontology annotation, molecular function: alpha1-adrenergic receptor activity. Lineage: Eukaryota; Metazoa; Chordata; Actinopteri; Cyprinodontiformes; Rivulidae. The coding region runs from base 682 to 2124 and encodes 480 amino acids. Gene Ontology annotation, biological process: phospholipase C-activating G protein-coupled receptor signaling pathway; adenylate cyclase-activating adrenergic receptor signaling pathway; cell-cell signaling. The record is from RefSeq and is a predicted model, not a curated record.
CACCAUGUGAAGAGACUCGGAGCACCUGCGGCUCGCUCCGAACCGAUUAUCCGAGCAGAUGCGAGCGCGCUCUCCGCGAUGAGCGCACUUGGCUCCCCGCCCGCCGACCUCCCAGCGCGGCUCUGCAACCAGAACCAGAACCCAAACGCUGCACUCACUCACAGCACGACCGUCGGGAUGUGACCACCCCAAAGUUCCAGGUGAGACCCGGGGAGAUGUUCAGUCCAGGCACUGGACGCUGAAGCUCGACACGCACUCGACGAGAAGAGCCUGGAGUACCACUCGCCUCGUCUCCCACUCGGCCCAGAACAGUGCUUUGCAAUCCCAGCAUUUGUUCCAACAUGCUCAAAAUUUGGGUCCUAAGUGAAAUUUUUGUCACAUGGGAGCACACAAAGCACGCCCAUGUGUCUGACAGUGUUUUGUAAUAUCAGUAUUAAUGUUACAAACAUUUAUGAGAUGGAUUACCUGAUUCCGGUGCAGUGGUCUUUAUUUGCAUAAAUAAUUUUCACGAGCAUUCCAAAAGCCUCGCCAACAUAAUGGCUCAUUUCUGUCAGGCGUCAUCAUUCAAGCCAUGUUUUGGCAAGAUGGACUUGAUGUGAUCAUUUCUCUGAUGGUUUCCACGAGAAUGUCAUGAUGCCGCUUUUUUUCUCGUAACCAGCGGUGAGCGAAGUGUCAGAGCUGAUGGGUCCUCUGCCGGACAACAUGAGCCCAGCUUCUCUGAGCCAGAACUGCUCCAACUGCAGCCACAUUCUGGCCCCGGGGCUCAGCAUGGUGAAAACGGUGGCCCUGGGCACGAUUCUCGGCGUCUUCAUCCUGUUUGGAGUUAUCGGAAACAUCCUCGUGAUCCUUUCGGUGGUUUGUCAUCGACACCUGCGGACCGUCACGCAUUAUUUCAUAGUCAACCUGGCCGUGGCCGACUUGCUGCUGAGCUCCACCGUGCUGCCCUUCUCGGCCAUUUUUGAGAUCCUGGAUCGUUGGGUGUUUGGACGGGUUUUUUGUAACGUCUGGGCAGCCGUGGACGUGCUCUGCUGCACGGCCUCCAUCAUGAGCCUCUGCGUCAUCUCCGUGGACCGCUACAUCGGCGUCAGCUACCCUCUGCGUUACCCUUCCAUCGUGACGAAACGCAGGGCUCUGCUGGCGGUGAUGCUGCUGUGGGCACUCUCUGUCGUCAUAUCCAUCGGACCUCUGUUCGGCUGGAAGGAGCCGGAACCGGAGGACGAGUCCAUCUGCAAGAUCACAGAGGAGCCGGGAUAUGCAAUCUUCUCAGCUGUGGGCUCCUUCUAUCUUCCGCUGACCAUCAUACUGGUCAUGUACUGUCGGGUUUACGUUGUCGCUCACCGAGAGAGCCAGGGCCUGAGGGAGGGCCACAAGACAGAGAAGUCCGACUCGGAGCAAGUGAUUCUCAGGAUGCAUCGUGGAAACACCACUGUAUCGGAGGACGAGGCCCUUCGCAGCCGCACUCAUUUCGCCUUGCGGCUCCUCAAGUUCUCACGCGAGAAGAAGGCGGCCAAGACUCUGGGGAUUGUGGUGGGCUGCUUCAUCUUGUGCUGGCUGCCCUUUUUCCUGGUUCUUCCAAUCGGUUCCAUAUUCCCUGCUUACAGACCUUCAGACACUGUCUUCAAGAUCACCUUCUGGCUCGGUUACUUCAACAGCUGCAUCAACCCCAUCAUCUACCCAUGCUCCAACCAGGAGUUCAAAAAAGCUUUCCAGAGUUUACUGGGAGUUCACUGUUUGAGGAUGGCUCCCCGGACGCACCACCACCAUCAUCUGAGUGCAAGUCAGAGUCAGACUCAGGGCCAGAGCCAGGCCCUCACGCUGAGCCUGGACAGCAGGGGGGCUUCCUGCAGACUCAGCCCCUCCUCGUCCAUAGCUCUGUCCAGAACUCCUUCCUCCAGAGACAGCAGGGAGUGGAAAGUGUUUUCUGAAGGCCACGUCAACGGCAGAGCUGGGCAAGCCAAAACGAGCGGAGCGAAAGUGGCCAAGCUCUGCAACAAAAACUUCCAACGGACCUGCUGCUGCAUCCUCAGAGCUGGGGGUCCCCCUCAGGAGCCCCCUCCGAUCACACAGCUUCCAACGAUUAAAAUCCACCAGUUGUCCCUGUCGGAAAAAGGAGAUGCUGUAUAAUCACUGUAAUCGUUCAUGCAUUAUUUAUUACUUUUCUUUAAGGUCAAGAACGGAAUUUUUUUGUGUCAGCUUCAAGAAUGAAAUUUCAAAUACCUCAGCUUUAUUAUUUUUUUUACCACAUGUAUUAUUUACACACUAUGUGAGUUUAAAAGGAUGAACAAAAUUACAAAUGUUUACAAUUUAAAUGUAUAAAAAAGUUUUAUUAUUUUUAAUGGCCGCAGAAGUAUUAAAUAUUUUGGUUUUCCAUGUUUGCUUAUUGUGAUAAAGCUGUGUACUGCUCUUUUCUAUAGUACACACUACAAACUGCUGGGUUCAAAACAAUCCAAUGUGGGUCAAAUUUGGACCAAGUCAUCCCUGAAUAGUUUCAACUCAGCAAGUUAUUAAUGUGAUCUACCAUACCCAGUUAAGCUUUCAACCUGUAAUUUGAGUUUAAGUGAUUAAAUUGUUUAAUUAGAGCACGUGUCAAACUCGAGGCCCAUGGGCCAAAUGUGGCCAUGGAUGACUCCCGUCAAUAUGACGCCUACAUAUUAGGGGUGUCCCAAUACCAGUUUUUUCAAGACUGAGUACAAGUACGAGUACUUCAGUUUAGGUACUCACCGA